Molecule: messenger RNA, 4773 nt
Organism: Bubalus bubalis (water buffalo)
Lineage: Eukaryota; Metazoa; Chordata; Mammalia; Artiodactyla; Bovidae
Gene: RIN2
Product: Ras and Rab interactor 2
Exons: 12
Coding region: 471-3248 (925 amino acids)
Biological process (GO): vesicle-mediated transport; signal transduction
Cellular component (GO): endocytic vesicle; cytosol
Molecular function (GO): guanyl-nucleotide exchange factor activity; small GTPase binding
Source: RefSeq, a predicted model, not a curated record
GCUCAGCACGGUCCACACCACCUGGAGCCCGAUCGGACGGCGCAGUGAGUCCUGGACACUGAAAUCCCGGACAGACUUCACCUCGGCACUUGCUCUUGGGGCCACAUGGAAGCCAUCGCCAGGCUUCCUCCAAAGUGGCCGAGCCUGGCAUAGGGGAAGAGUUGGGAAUACUCGCUUCCUGCCUUUGUCCUGUAGUUGGACCACAGCGCCGGCUCUGUUUACAUUCUUUCAGUGCUCUUACUGAAAGGGCUUGGCCGUGUCCUUCCAAAGUGUUCGCAGCGUCCUUUGGUCCCAUUCGGGUUUCUCUCUCUGUCUCUCUUUUUUGCUGGCGUUCAGCUAGCAUCUGGAAAGAUCCACUGGACACGCUGGGCUCCUUUUUGGAGACUCUGCUCCACUGUUCAGGGAAACCAGGAAAGGAGCAAGCUUCCACCGUGAGUCCCCGGCGUGCAGGAGAGCCUCGUCGGGGGGCCAUGUCAGCUCAGACCAUGGGCACCCGCGGUCUGGACAAGCGAGGAAGUUUCUUUAAGCUCAUUGACACAAUUGCCUCGGAGAUCGGCGAACUGAAACAGGAGAUGGUGCAGACAGAUGUCAGCCUGGAAAAUGGCCUGGGACCCACUGAAGCCCACAGCAUGGUAAGGCACAAGGACGAUCACUACUCCGAGGAAACGGACGCCAAGACCUGCCCCCGGGACUCGGGCUACGACAGCCUCUCCAACAGGCUCAGCAUCUUGGACCGACUCCUGCACACACACCCCAUAUGGCUGCAGCUGAGCCUGAGCGAGGAGGAGGCGGCGGGAGUCCUGCAAGCGCAGCCUCCGGGGAUCUUCCUGGUUCGUAAAUCCACCAAAAUGCAGAAGAAGGUCCUUUGCCUUCGCCUGCCCUGUGAAUUUGGAGUCCCACUCAAGGAAUUUGCCAUAAAGGAAAGCACAUACAGAUGCACUUGGGGACACUCAGCUGGUUUCCGAACUCUCUCUUUUCCAGCCUUUUCCCUGGAAGGCUCAGGAAUCAGCUUUGCGGAUUUAUUCCGGCUCAUUGCUUUCUACUGCAUCAGCAGGGACGUCCUGCCAUUUACCUUGAAGUUGCCUUAUGCCAUUUCAACAGCCAAGACCGAGGCUCAGCUUGAAGAACUCGCCCAGCUGGGACUAAAUUUUUGGAGCUCUCCAGCUGACAACAAACCCCCAAACCCUCCACCUCCCCAUAGGCCUCCCUCCUCCGACGGCGGCGACGACGGCGUGAGUCCGGCCUCCUCGCGUCAGCUCUGCCUGAUAAAUGGAGUGCAUUCUAUAAAAACCAGGACGCCCUCGGAACUGGAGUGCAGCCAGACCAACGGGGCCCUGUGCUUUAUUAAUCCCCUGUUCUUCAAAGUGCACAGCCAGGACCUCGGCGGGGCCCCCCGGCGGCCCUGCACUCGGACUCCCGACGCGGAUGGCACCGAGAGGCCUCGGUCCCCGCCGCCCCGGCCCCCGCCGCCCGCUAUUCAUAGUCAGCCCGCCGGCCCCCAGCUGGCCGGGCCCGUGGCGCCCCCGGCCGGCAUGCCGGAAACCGUCGCCCUGCACCAGUCCGGGGACGCGGCGCGGCUUGGAACGAAACCCACCCCCGUGCCUCCACCCCGGCUCAAGAAGCAGGCGUCUUUCCUCGAGGCGGAGGGCGGCGCCAAGACCUUGACCGGCGGCGGGCCUCGCCCGGAGCCCGCGGCGGGCCCGGCGGGCGGCGCAGGGGGGGGCUCUGCCCCGGCGGAGACGGAGGCGGAGGCGGUCCUGGCCUCGGGGGAUUGCGCAAGGGCCCGGCGCGCCGCCGCCUCGGCCUCGGCAUCCCGGGCCCCGUGGCGCGCGGGCCGCCAGCGGCUGAGUGACAUGAGCCUUUCCACUUCCUCCUCCGACUCGCUGGACCUGGACCGCAGCAUGCCCCUGUUUGGCUACGAGGCGGACACCAACAGCAGCCUGGAGGACUACGACGGCGAGAGCGACCAGGAGACCAUGGCCCCCCCCAUCAAGUCCAAGAAGAAGCGGAACAGCUCCUUCGUGCUGCCCAAGCUCGUCAAGUCCCAGCUCCGCAAGAUGAGCGGCGUCUUCAGCUCGUUCCUGACCCCGGAGAAGCGCAUGGUGCGCCGGAUCGCCGAGCUGGCCCGCGACAAGCGCACCUACUUCGGCUGCCUGGUGCAGGACUACGUGAGUUUUCUGCAGGAGAACAAGGAGUGCCACGUGUCCAGCACCGACCUCCUGCAGACCAUCCGGCAGUUCAUGACCCAGGUGAAGAACUACCUGUCCCAGAGCUCCGAGCUGGACCCCCCCAUCGAAUCGCUGAUCCCCGAAGACCAGAUAGACGUGGUGCUGGAGAAAGCCAUGCACAAGUGCAUCCUGAAGCCCCUGAAGGGCCACGUCGAGGCCAUGCUGAAGCACUUCCACGUGGCCGAUGGCUCAUGGAAACAACUCAAGGAGAACCUGCAGCUCGUGCGGCAGAGGAAUCCCCAGGAGCUAGGCGUCUUCGCCCCCACCCCUGACUUUGUGGACGUGGAGAAAAUCAAGGUCAAGUUCAUGACCAUGCAGAAGAUGUAUUCGCCAGAAAAGAAGGUCAUGCUGCUGCUCAGAGUCUGCAAGCUCAUCUAUACCGUCAUGGAGAACAACUCAGGGAGGAUGUACGGAGCAGAUGACUUUUUGCCAGUCCUGACCUAUGUCAUAGCACAAUGUGACAUGCUGGAGCUAGACACAGAGGUCGAGUACAUGAUGGAGCUUCUGGAUCCGUCCCUGCUACAUGGAGAAGGAGGCUAUUACCUGACGAGCGCCUACGGGGCCCUCUCCCUGAUAAAGAACUUCCAGGAAGAGCAGGCGGCGCGGCUACUCAGCUCUGAGGCCAGGGACACCCUGAGGCAGUGGCACAAGCGCAGGACCACCAACCGGACCGUCCCCUCGGUGGAUGACUUUCAGAAUUACCUCCGGGUUGCAUUCCAGGAGGUCAACAGUGGCUGCACUGGAAAGACCCUCCUCGUGAGGCCGUACGUCACCACUGAAGACGUGUGUCAGCUUUGUGCCGAGAAGUUCAAGGUGGCCGAGCCCCAGGAGUACAGCCUCUUCCUCUUUGUGGACGAAACGUGGCAGCAGCUCGCAGAGGACACGUACCCACAGAAGAUCAAGGCCGAGCUGCACAGCCGGCCACAGCCCCACGUCUUCCACUUUGUCUACAAGCGCAUCAAGAAGGAUCCUUAUGGCAUCAUCUUCCAGAACGGGGAGGAAGACCUCAGCACCUCCUAGGGGACUCACAAGGCUUCCCAGUGGUGCAUCCAAAGAGGGAGACUUAGGAACCUGGCCUCUGGCGUCCACGGGCUUGUGCAGUCACCUCCUUGAGGACCCAUGACUGAGCCAUCCACAGGCCCACUUGGCCAAGGGCAUCUUUAACCACGACUCCCCAGCGAGCUUGCUGAGGUUCAGCAAAGAGGAGGACCUGUCCUUCAGAGGUGGAGAGUUGCAUCCAAUGGUUCAAGUGUCCCCGGAUAGCUUGCUGCCUACCCCUCAGCCAGGUUUCGGGUUGGCUCACGUGUGCGUAUAUGAACUGAAUAAACAUUUAAGAACCAGCUCCUCUCGAGUUAAGCAGCAGGCGUUUGACAAGACUGUCCGAUGCAGCGCAUCAAGGACCUCUCAGUUCUGUGGAUGCCUUCAUCCACCCUUCCUUCCUUCCUUUUUUUUUUUUUUUUACAAAGAGCCUUUGUGUUUUUAUAUAUUUCAUAGAAGAUUUUAUAGCAGUUGCAGGUAAACUGUCAGGAUUGGUUUUUAAAAUAUUUUUGUAACUUUUAAGAUAUUCUAUAAUUAUGCAUGUGAUUUUAACAUUGAUGCAAACAAAGAAAUCUCUUGCUGGAUUUGAGAGUAUUGCAUUUUAAAAGUCUCUCUUCCGUAACUGGAUGUUUCGGCCACUCUGUGGGGAGAGACGGCUGGGCUUCUUACAGCGAUGUAUUUCUGACACUGGCCGCAGGGUGCCUUUGGGGAUCUGAUGUACUGUUGUUACCUUGUUCACGCUCAGUGCUAUCGUGUUGUUUUGUGUUUUCACCAAGUGAUGCUGACGAUCAGGAGAGAAAUGAAUGUAGAGAGAGACUGAGAGGGAAAUACAGACUCUUAACAGAAGACUAAGGAGUGGAGCCUGCUGGUUCAGGCUCCUUACAGGAAGUGGGAAAAGGAGAUAGAAGGAACCACCUAUGCCGAAAAUACUGUAAAUAUGCAGUGAGGUUUGCAAAAUCUGUCCCAUGUUAUUUGCUUUUGGAAGCAAUUUUGAAAACCCCACGAGGGAAAAAAAAAAAAAAUUAGAGCAACAGUUUUUUUUUCCCCCUUUGCCACAUAAAUCAAAACUAACAGCAUCAAAUUCUAUGGGGCAGAAACCACAUAAUGUGAGUUUCAUCGAGUUAAAUAAAUACCUUUUGGAAAGGAGUUUGCCGAUGCACCAAAAAAGCCUGUCUGUGUUGUAGGAAUGUGUGGUGAAGUUCAAUUUCUGUUUUAUGAAACCUGUUUGGGUGGGGGUCUGGGGGUUGCACAGAGAAUGAGUUCUUGUAUUCGUGUCACACAGGUAGUUAUGGAAAUAUGUUAUUGUACUGUGUAAAGAUGCCCAGUCAUCUGAUUUGUUUGGCUUUCUACUUUGUACCUUUUCAAGCUUUUGCUAUACAUCUGGAACCCUCAACACAUACUGUGUUGUACUUCCUUUUGUAAAUGAUUUUUAAUGGAGUUUUGCACAUAACUCUUUGUAAUACUGUACGAUAAUUCAUGUGUGAAAAUAAUUCUUGCAAUAUCCUCA